Scleropages formosus (Asian bonytongue) is the source of this 3782-nucleotide messenger RNA. RefSeq names its product oxysterol-binding protein-related protein 6-like. The coding region runs from base 266 to 2953 and encodes 895 amino acids. The record is from RefSeq and is a predicted model, not a curated record. The transcript has 23 exons. Lineage: Eukaryota; Metazoa; Chordata; Actinopteri; Osteoglossiformes; Osteoglossidae. Gene Ontology annotation, molecular function: cholesterol binding. Gene Ontology annotation, cellular component: plasma membrane; cytosol; perinuclear endoplasmic reticulum.
UCCCCGCUAUUCCACGCAGGAUCUUGGAGGAACUGAAUGAGUUCUUUUACUCCCGCUGGACCGUGUUGUAAGGCAGCCUUUGGAGGGGCGCGUGACAGACUGCGUGAGCAACCCUAGAAGCGUGUCCUUCAGCUAUAGGGACGUGGGACAGAAGAACGGGAGAUUGCAGGACUGACACUGGUGCAGAGGAGACACUUCUGUGAAGUGGUGGUUUAAUAUAAAGCUGGGUUUCAACGGCUCGGUACUCGCCAGUAGCCAUUCGGUCAUGAGUGGCCUGGAGAAGACCCCCCCUCGCAACAGCGGGCCCACUCAUUCCAGGAACAGCAGCCAUUCAUCUCGCCACUCCCACAUGCACUCAAGGGACUGGGAGAUCAUGGAGGACCUUCAGAGCGAGCUGAGCACAGGUUCAGAACAUCUGCAGGAACUGUCUGUUCCAGGCUUGUGCGAGGGAUUCCUGAUGAAAAAGAGGAAGUGGCCACUUAACGGUUGGCACAAGAGGUACUUUGUGUUGGAAAAAGGGAUCCUGCGUUAUGGUAAAACUCAGCAGGAUGUUCAGAGAGGAAAAAUCCACGGGUCUGUAGAUGUCAGUCUUGCCGUGAUGUCGGUUAACAAGAAAUCUAAGCGCAUCGACUUGGAUGCAGGUGACAAUCUGUAUCACAUGAAGGCAAAGAGAGAAGAGAUCUUCUACAUCUGGCUGACCAAACUCUCCGCCCAUCGCAUAUUCAAAAAGAACGAAGCGAUCCAUGCGCACCAAGGGGUCCUCCACGCAUUGUCUGUUGGUAACGGCCUGCCCACGAUAGCCAGCCUGGCCCAAAGGAACCGGGUUCUACCAGAUAUGUACCCAAGCAGUACUUCACUUUACCGCAUGGAGACUCUGAGGGAAGAUGAGCCGGCUGGGAUGACCAAUAAGGUGUCGGCAUGGCUGGAGCAGAAUCGGGAAUCUGACCAAUGUGCACAAGAACUUGCCCGCUGCAAGAUGGACCUGGAAGAGCUGAACCAGCUGGUUCAGAAGCUUAAUCAGCUGGAGAACAGCUGGCCUAUUACCAGCAAUGAGCUGGGCCACAGGAUCAGCAUGCAGAACCUUACUCUGGAGAAGCCCAAGAAAAAGUCAGGAAAGAUCUGGGGUCACUCGCGUACUCUUUCUGGGGUUGAGACCGGUGUGUUCACAUCCAGUCACCUACGCACUUCAUCGACCCUGGGAGCCUCUCUCCAGUCCAUCCCCGACUACGUGUACUCGCAGCUCUCCACCCCUGCCGUCACUUCCCCCGAAGGCAGGAAGAUCCAGCAGGAUAUCUGCAAUGUGUCUCAGAGGUUGCACACUUCUCUGUCAUCGGUGUUUCAAGCCCUGGUCCAGGAGCGUGAGAAGUUACAGCAGGUUUGGACGGGACCUGACUUUCGGCAGGCCACAUCCCAUCGCUUGGCUAGCCUGUGUACCACUCUCUCCGAGAUGGAGGUUCAGUCACGUCUGACAAAAGUUCACUCCCUGUCGUCUUCAGACUCCUCAGAUGAAUCCUUCUGCACCGUUCGCCAAGAACAGCCAACGCCAUCCUUGAGCCGCCACCCCAUGCGGACCCCAUCUCUGGCUGAAUCCGCUGCGGAGUACUUUGACGCCAGCGAGGUUCUCAACUGCGAGAGCUCAUCGGAGAACGAGGCUUCGGAUGAGUCGGGGCUCAGUGACGUCACUACCAGUAACUCUGAUCCUGAAGAGUUGCACGCACCAGUGGCUACUGUGGUGUAUCGCAGCAGUAUUUCAAGGGCCGACUUGCCCCGAGCUUUGCGUGCCGACACAGGCCACCGCACAGCCUUGCCCGCUCCGUGCCCUGACAACAGCCACAUCGGCCUCAUGACCAUACUGUACAACAACAUCGGGAAGGACCUGUCCCGCGUUUCCAUGCCAGUCGCACUCAACGAGCCCCUCUGUCUGCUGCAGAGAAUGUGUGAGGACCUGGAGUACUCGGAUCUGCUGGACACUGCCAGCCACACACCAGAUCCUUAUGAGAGGAUGGUGUACAUUGCUGCCUUCGUCAUUUCUGGCUAUGCCUGGGCAACAUACCGGAACCGCUACAAACCUUUCAAUCCCGUUCUGGGGGAAACGUACGAGUGUGUGCAAGAAGAGAGGGGUUUCCGCUACGUCAGCGAGCAGGUCAGCCAUCACCCCCCAAUCUCGGCUUGCCAUGCAGAAUCGGAGAACUUCACAUUUUGGCAAGACCAGAGAUUUAAGAACAAAUUUUGGGGCAAGUCGUUGGAGAUCAUCCCCACCGGAAUGGUGAAUGUUACACUUCCAAAGUUUGGCGACCAUUACGAGUGGAACAAGGUGGUCACUUGCAUCCACAAUGUGCUGAGUCAGCAGCGUUGGCUGGAGCAUUAUGGCGAGGUGCUGAUUCGCAAUAUCAACAGUACAGUGUGCACAUGUAAGAUGGUGUUCAUGAAGUCUCGCUCCUGGGGCUCAGACAACAACGUUAACGAGGUUCAAGGACAGGUCCUGAAUGAGGCUGGUGAGGUGGUCCACCAUUUCGGUGGGUUCUGGCAUGAGGGGAUAGUCUGUGACACCUUGCCUGUGCCAAAGUGCAUCUGGAAACCUAACCCUCAGCCCAAGAACUCUUAUGACUACUAUGGGUUCUCGCGCAUGGCAAUGGAAUUGAAUGAGCUAAUACCAGAAAAGCAGUCCAUGCUGCCUCCGACUGAUACCCGCUUCCGCCCAGACCAGAGACUUCUGGAAGGGGGCAAGGUGAGUGAGGCAGACAAGUGCAAGGAUGAGGUGGAGGAAAAGCAAAGGAGGAGACGGAAGCUUUUGGCCAAAAUGGGAGAAGAACAUGUGCCCCGCUUCUUCACGAAAACAUUAGAUAAAGCUGGCAGAGAAGUAUGGGUCACAAAUGGAACCUACUGGAAGAUCCGUGAGGAACCAGGUUUUGCCAGCACGGAAAACCUGGAUUUGUGGCGAACGGAUCAGUGAACAAACAUGGACUCUACACACUGAGGAUUGAAGAUGCACUUUUAGAGAGCUACACUUAUAUAGUCUGUUCAUUUCUAGGGGAGAGGUGGAGGUAGCAUACAUGAGCUGCUCUGAAAUACAGGGCGGAGAUGGUCCUUACGAAGGGUUUCCCCUGUUCACAGCACCGUCUUUUGUGAGAAUGCUGCUCUCAGCUCCCCGUCCUCCCCUGCACGCUGUCUUGAGCUGAGCAGGAAGUAUGUUGAGCUCCGAGAACUUGGGGCUCGCGCAAGCCGAAACUUAGGGGCUUCAGACAUUUCUGAAUCAGUCGUGAAAGUUUACAGCCAGUGUUUUAUUUAUGUAUUUAUAUAUAAUUUUUAUGAAUGCCGUUUUAUGCAAAGCUUUCAUUGCAAUGACUCCAUGUUAACCCUUGCCUGUGCAGAGACUGCACUUCAACAUCCUUGGGGGUUGCUCACACAAGGGUGAAGGUUCUGUCGUGAAAGACGUUCACUUUGCGAAGACGGUCUUGCCGUUAAUUUAGUUUGUGGGAGAUUGGCAUACUGCACUGCUAUUUCAUUCUUCUUGAACCAGCUCUUUCUCACAUUUUUACCACAUGUCAUUUGAUUUGUCUGUUUGGUUUGACAUGUUUUAUUAUGUUGACUGUAUACUUUUAGAAUUAGUAGGUGACCCCAGCAACUAAACGCUUCUGUUUCUAAAGGCCUGCAGUGAGCUGAUGCAGUGAGGUCCUCGUAUUGAUGUUUCAGCAGCACGGUCUUGGGAACAAGAGGAACUAUGUAAAAUUGUAUUGAAAAUAUUGGUGGUUAAAUUGAGAACCUCAGUGUGUAAAAUUUUG